Messenger RNA from Striga asiatica, 3874 nucleotides. The record is from the annotation of a GenBank genome assembly. NCBI's taxonomy places the organism in Eukaryota, Viridiplantae, Streptophyta, Magnoliopsida, Lamiales, Orobanchaceae.
CUGGACAACAAAAAUUCAGGUUUGCUUCAAACGGAGUUCAGGCUAUUUUCGUUAAUCAAAUGGGAUAAACUGAAGAAAAAAAAUCGACCAUUGGAUAAGAAUUUGAAUCGCCCCUAAUGAUUAAGCAUCAGUAUCCAAGUUUUGUAUUAUCCCGAUUUCCACUAUGGACCGACAAUCAGUUUCAAGAGAGAGUGAUGUUUUCGAAUCUGCUUCAAUCAACAAUGCUAAGCAGAGGACAGCUUUAGUAGAAUGGAUAAACUGUAUUCUUCCGGAUAUAAAUCUGCCGAUAAAUGCUUCGGAUGAAGAAUUACGUGCAUUCUUAAUUGACGGUUCUAUCCUUUGCCGAAUACUAAACAAACUAAAACCAGGUUCUGUGGCUGAGAAUGGAGGCUCUGCUCGUCCUUCACAACACCACUCAGAAAAUGUGCAGAGGUUUUUGUCUGCAAUGGAUGAAAAGGGUUUCCCGAGGUUUCAGGUGGCGGAUUUGGAAAAGGGGUCAAUGAAAGUUGUGUUGGACUGCCUUUUAACUCUAAAAGCGCAUCUCGAUAGCAGUUCAAAGUGGAGGCACUCGGGAGAGCGUAUAGGGAAUGGGAUGCUUUCUUCUCCUCCAUUUGGUGAGGAUAGAGACAGGCGCAAGUUAUCAUUGGGCUCGAAAUCUCAGCAUGUUAUAAGUAGUCCAUUAAGGACAGAUGCAUCGGGUACGCUUAUGAAUCAAGUGGGUCAGAAAUUCCACGAAGUUUUUCAGCUUAAACAGGGAUCGUAUACGGAUAUUCCCGCUGCAAAGAUUUCGGAAAUGAUGAAAUCAAACAGCUUAGAUAAUGCUCCAACACAAUCUCUCUUGAGCGUCGUCAACGGUAUUUUAGACGAAAGCAUUGAGCUGAAGAAUGGAGAAAUACCUCAUCGUGUUGCUUGCCUAUUGAGAAAAGUCGUGCAGGAGAUUGAGCGGCGAAUAUGUACUCAGGCAGAACAUUUGCGAACGCAAAAUAAUCUUUUCAAAGCACGUGAAGAAAAGUACCAAUCCAGAAUUAAAGUUCUUGAAGCCCUAGCAACAGGGACUAGUGACGAGACACAGAUUGUUAUGAACCAGCUCCAGCAGAUAAAGAGUGAGAAGAGUAAAAUAGAAGAGAAAAAGAAAGCCGAGGAGCACGAGAUUUCGAGGCUUAUGAAAGAGAAAGAUAACCUCAACCAAGAGGUAUCGAAAUUGAGGCAAGACCUCAAAACAGCUAAUAAUAAGAGCCCAUGUGAUGAGCCCAUGCAAGAAAAGAUUGAAGAAAAGGAUUUACUCUUGCUUACAGAGUCGAAAAAUAGAGUGAAGGAGCUUGAGGAGAGAUUGAAAGAAACUUUAAAUUCGGAAACAUUAUCGAGAAAUAGAGUGAAGGAGCUCGAGGGAAGGUUAAAUGAGACUUACAGUUCAGAUAAAGAGGUCAGAAGUAAAAUGAAAGAGCUCGAGGAUCGGUUGAAGGAGACUUCAAGGUCAGAAAAUGAGUCGAGAAAUAGAGUAAAGGAGCUUGAGGAAAAAUUGAAUGAGACCUUGAAUUCAGAGAAAAAUUUGACAAGUAGAGUGAAGGAGCUUGAGAGUAGUUUGAACGAGGCUUUAAGCUCAGAGAAAGAGUUGAGAGAUAGACUGAAGGAGAAUGAGAAAUUAUCGGAUUCGAAAGCUGAAAAUUGGCAAAAGAAGCAACAUAUUUAUCAUAUCUUCACUGACUUCCAGCUUGGCGCAUUACGCGAACUAAGAUUUGCGUCUCAGUCGAUCCAGCAAGAGAUUGUCAAAACACGGAAAAGUUACUCAGAAGAAUUCGGUGUUUUAGGGUCAAGAAUGAAGACUAUGGACAAAGCUGUAAAAAACUAUUAUUCACUCCUCUCCGAAAAUCAAAAGUUGCACAACGAACUACAAGAGCUAAAAGGAAAUAUUAGGGUGUAUUGCCGGAUAAGGCCAUUUCUUCCCGGGCAGAAAGGAAAACAAUCAAUUAUUGAGUACAUUGGUGAGAAUGGAGAACUUAUAGUUGUGAAUCCAUCCAAACAAGGGAAAGAGGCACGUCGUUCGUUUAAGUUCGAUAAAGUUUAUGGCCCCACAUCAACACAAGAGGAAGUGUUUUCAGAUAUUGAGCCGCUAAUACAAUCUGUUUUAGACGGAUAUAACGUAUGUAUAUUUGCGUAUGGGCAGACGGGUUCAGGGAAAACUUAUACCAUGAGUGGCCCUGAUUCAGCAAGCGAAAAGGAAUGGGGGGUGAAUUAUCGAGCUCUAAACAAGCUUUUCGGCAUUUCUCAAAGUAGGGAGAGCAACUUCUCCUACGAAGUUUCGGUCCAGAUGGUGGAAAUAUAUAACGAACAAGUCCGUGAUUUGCUGUCAAACGACGCUUCACAAAAGAGAUAUCCUUUCCUUUUCCCAGACGCAAGCAUUCAAAGCGUAAAGUCAACCUCAGAAGUCUUGAAACUAAUGAGUGUGGGACUAAAGAACAGAGCAAAAGGCUCGACUGCAAUGAACGAGAGAAGUAGCCGAUCACACAGUGUAGUCUCGAUUCAUGCCAAUGGAGUUGAUGAGAAGAGUGGAUCGUCAGUGAAAGGCAGCCUUCACUUAGUAGAUCUUGCGGGAAGUGAAAGGGUUGACCGGUCAGAGGUGACGGGAGAUAGACUUAAAGAGGCACAGCACAUAAAUAAAUCCUUGUCAGCAUUGGGUGAUGUCAUCUUUGCUUUGGCACAGAAGAGUCCUCAUGUUCCCUAUAGAAACAGCAAGCUCACUCAACUACUCCAGGCCUCAUUAGGUGGUCAAGCAAAAACACUUAUGUUUGUGCAACUUAAUCCUGAUACUACUUCGUAUACUGAAAGCAUAAGCACCUUGAAGUUUGCUGAAAGGGUAUCUGGAGUUGAAUUAGGUGCAGCAAAAAGCAGCAAAGAUGGCAGGGAUGUACGCGAAUUAAUGGAGCAGGUUGCAUCUCUAAAAGACAUGAUAGCGAAGAAGGAUGAGGAGAUAGAGACAUUGCAGCUGCUUAGAGAUUCGAAAACCGAAGCCAGUGGUGAGAAACACGUUAUCACUUCAUUAAGAACCGCCGCAGCUCAGGGACGCGGGUCUCGAGGACCGCGCGUUGCCGUUGGAUCUGUCACGGAAGAGUUACUGCGAGAUGCAUCCGCCGUCGGAUCAGUCGGCCAGGAGAAAACUGAGGGCCUCGGCAGAUUGUCGUUGACGGGGCAUCUUGCCGGCAUCUCAGAGGCAGACAACGGAGUUGAAAUGCAGGGGAGAUUAGCCCAUGCCCUCGUCGUAUCAGAUAAGGCUAGCGCCACGUGGCACCCAGUUGUAGGGUGGCAAGCGAUAAGGCACCAGAUCAUCUAUUUGUGGUCACAAACACGACAGGGCCGAUCGGACGCCUCAGGACCGCCAACACGGAUGAAUAUCAAAUCCGCACCGUUGGAUGGAAUCAGUAAAGAAGCGGGGGUGAGGUGUGAUUAUAAAAGGGUAAGGAGAAAAAUGGCUACCUCAAUGGUCUCAACCACCGCCCCCACCGUCGGCCGCCGCUCGGCUUCGGCUCAGCCCGCCGUCUUGUCUCCCUUCCUCGGCUUCAGAUCUACCGGCGCUUUUCCUGGCACUCCCAAGACUUUCGACAUCACCAGCAUCACUAGCAACGGAGGCAGAGUCAAGUGCAUGAAGCACGGAUUUCCAUACCGUGAGAACAACAGGUCUCCAGGGUACUAUGACGGGAGGUACUGGACAAUGUGGAAGCUGCCCAUGUUCGGUUGCACAGAUGCAAUUCAGGUCGUGAACGAGCUGAAUGAGGCAAUCAAGGCUCACCCAGACGGCUUCAUAAGGAUCAUUGGCUUCAACAAUAUCCGCCAAGUCCAAGUCAUCAGUUUCAUUGCCUACAAGCCCCCAGGCUACUAG